AUGGCGGAUGUUGUCGUUCCUGAAAGAAAAUUGGAAUUGAUGCACACCGAGAUAGAGGAUGGAUCAUGUGUCACAUUCGUCUUGAACGGAGAAGAUCAUACAUUGGGAAACUCACUUAGAUAUAUUAUUAUGAAAGAUCCAGAAGUACAAUUCUGUGGGUAUAGCAUCCCUCAUCCAACUGAAAAUAAAAUUAACUUCAGAAUACAAACAACAGGAACACCUGCAAUCGAUAUAUUAAGAAGGGGACUUAAUAAUUUAACAUCAUUAUGUCAACAUGUAUUGACUACAUUUGAAGACAGUGUUGAUCAAUUCAAGAUAAGACAUCAAGUAAACGGAGAUGUGGACAUGGAUCAGAGUUAAUUACUGCCUCCAGAUUUUUUGUUUGUUUUGUAAAUAAAUUAUAUUUUGCUUUU
Messenger RNA from Saccoglossus kowalevskii, 413 nucleotides. RefSeq names its product DNA-directed RNA polymerases I and III subunit RPAC2-like. The record is from RefSeq and is a predicted model, not a curated record. Gene Ontology annotation, cellular component: RNA polymerase I complex; RNA polymerase III complex. Gene Ontology annotation, biological process: transcription elongation by RNA polymerase I; transcription by RNA polymerase III. Gene Ontology annotation, molecular function: protein dimerization activity; DNA binding. Lineage: Eukaryota; Metazoa; Hemichordata; Enteropneusta; Harrimaniidae.